CUAGCGCGCCAGGCCCCCGCCGGGCCCUCCGCCCGCCCCCGCGCAGCCUCGCGGACCCGCCCGGACCCCGCAGGCGGGCGAUGGAGGUCCUGGCGGCAGAGACCACGUCCCAGCAGGAGCGGCUGCACGCCAUCGCGGAGAAACGGAGGAGGCAGGCAGAGAUUGAGAGCAAACGCCGGCAGCUGGAGGAUGACCGCAGGCAGCUGCAGCACCUGAAGUCCAAGGCGCUGCGGGAACGCUGGCUGCUGGAGGGGACACCGUCCUCAGCCUCGGAGGGGGACGAGGACAUGCGGAGACAGACGCAAGAGGACGAGCGGAAGGCCCGGCUGCUGGAGGAAUCCAUCUCCAGGCUGGAGAAGGAAAUUGAGGUGCUGGAGAAUGGGGGUUCAGUCCCAGCCGCUGCCAAGGAGAACACGGCAGCCCCCAGCCCAGCCCGGGCCCCAGCCCCGGCCCCCAGCCCAGUCAAGGAGGAGCAGAAAGCAGAGGUGAUGUUGAAUUCACAGCAGACCCCGGCGGGCACGCCCAAAGAGAAGCAAGUCUCUAACACGCCUGUGAGGACGGCCGAAGGCUCCACCAUGAUGAAGGCAGCCAUGUACUCGGUUGAGAUCACUGUGGAGAAGGACAAGGUCACGGGGGAGACCAGGGUGCUGUCCAGCACCACGCUGCUCCCUCGGGAGCUGCUCCCUCAGGGCAUCAAAGUCUACGAGGACGAAACCAAAGUGGUCCAUGCCGUGGAUGGCACUGCCGAGAAUGGGAUCCACCCACUGAGCUCCUCUGAGGUGGACGAACUCAUCCACAAAGCAGACGAGGUCACACUGAGCGAGGCAGCGUCCACAGCCAUAGCUGCAGAGACCCGGGGAGUGGUGGAGGAGGCCAUCCGGACCACACCUUCCCGGCGGGAGAUCACCGGAGUGCAGGCACAGCCAGGCGAGGCCACAUCGGGCCCACCAGGCAUCCAGCCUGGCCAGGAGCCCCCAGUAACUAUGAUCUUCAUGGGCUACCAGAAUGUGGAAGAUGAGGCUGAAACCAAGAAGGUGCUGGGGCUCCAAGACACCAUCACAGCAGAGCUGGUGGUCAUUGAAGAUGCGGCUGAGCCCAAGGAGCCCGCGCCACCCAACGGCAGUGCCGCCGAGCCACCUGCCACCUCAGGCAACAAGGAGGAGAACCAGGCAGGGCCCGAGGCCACCACCAGCGACUCCCAGGACCUCGACAUGAAGAAGCAGCGUUGUAAAUGCUGCUUGAUCAUGUGAGCUGGCCCGGCCCCCCCAAGACCCCGGCCCCCAUCCUCUGCACCACAGACACCCACUGGCCCGGCCUCUCCCGGCAUCUGCCCACCUUCCACCCACAGCCUCACAGGGCCCAGGACAUGCGUGUUCCACCAUGUUCUUUCUGAGUUUUCUCUCACUGGAAAGAGGGACAGGGGUCCCCCACCUGUCACCACACCCUGAUACCCAAACCACUGAGCCGUGCACCUGGCAGGAGAGAGACAUGGACAAGCCCGCUUUUCCUGAAAUGAGGACCCCCCCCCACCCCCAUGUCACGGCAGCUUCACAGAUGCGGCUCUCACCCACCGUGGUCCUGGCUGGGGUGAUCCACGGGGCCCCAGGCCAGCCCACCACCUUGUGGGCCUUCUGCCUGUGCCUUCUGCCACCUCCAAUGAGUCUCUGAGGGGACUCUCCACCAGAGAGGGGCCCAGGGAGCCGAGGGGUCCUGGGGUCCUGGGGUCUGCUCAGGCCCUGGAAGUGGGGCUCCAUGGGGUUCCCCAGCAAAGGCACUGGCCUCCCAAUCUUGGGCACUUGGGGUGAGGCCGUGCCUCUUUCUGUUGGAGACCAGGCUCGAGGUCUUGGGCUCCUCUGGUACGCCUCAGCCUGAUGUAUACCCCACACACACACCCUCUGUGGCAGUGGAAUCUGGGGGAGGAGGGAGCCCUGGGGUCCUGCCCCCCACUCGGGAGGGGGCUGCAGCCUCUUUGCUGUCUUCUAGACAGGGCGGGCCGGUGGUCUCCAAGCUGCCCCCUGCACAAAGCAGGAACCACGUGAACCACUUCUAGUCCUGAGCUCCCGCCCACUGGGCCCUCCUUCGUCCUGGUGCUAAUUUGGGUACCCUGGGGGCUGCCCCGGCCUGUUCUCCAACCUGCUUGGACCAGGGUCCUGGAUGCCCCCCAACCAUACCCCAGCAAUCAGGCCCCACCCGCCAGCUCUUCUGGGCUGGGAGCAUUUCCGGGUGGUGGAGGGAGGAACACUGCCCAGGGCAGGGAGUUUCCCCCAGGUUGGAACAGGUGACCCCUUUUGCCACCUGGCCCAAUGGGAGCCUGCCCUCUGGCCCCCUCUCACUGGAAGUGGCGAGGGCCUCCCCUCCUGGGGGCAGCCACACUCGCCCGCAGAGGCGCAUUCGUGCACAUUCUCACGACACCCUCACGUGUUGGCUUUGGACGACCAGGCCCCAUUCUGGCCCCUUCCCCAGGGGCCUCCAGCCUGGUGCCCCUUGGCCAGGCCACUUCUGGGUACAGUCACCACCUACAGCCUCGGUGGGGUGGGUGUGGGAGCCACUUCGGAUGGGGGCCUGGGUCCCGGUCUCAGCUCUGCCCCUCAGCUGGGAGGAGAGGCCCUCUCUGGGGGUGACCUGGCAGUGGCCAGCCAUGGAAACCCUCCCCUCGAGCCUGCCCGAGUCCCUCAGCCGUGAGCCUCUGCUGAAGUGCACUUGCUGCCCCUUCUGCUUUUGAUGUGUGAUGAGGCCCCCAAUGUUCUUGACUUUCCCAGAGAAGCAAAUAAACAGCGU
Cynocephalus volans (Philippine flying lemur) is the source of this 2778-nucleotide messenger RNA. It is a transcript of the gene PALM, whose product is annotated as paralemmin. The record is from RefSeq and is a predicted model, not a curated record. Bases 81 to 1250 code for a protein of 389 amino acids. Gene Ontology annotation, biological process: positive regulation of filopodium assembly; regulation of cell shape; negative regulation of adenylate cyclase activity. The transcript has 9 exons. Lineage: Eukaryota; Metazoa; Chordata; Mammalia; Dermoptera; Cynocephalidae. Gene Ontology annotation, cellular component: plasma membrane.